Molecule: messenger RNA, 1095 nt
Organism: Lachnellula hyalina
Lineage: Eukaryota; Fungi; Ascomycota; Leotiomycetes; Helotiales; Lachnaceae
Gene: mpg1
Product: Mannose-1-phosphate guanyltransferase
Exons: 3
Biological process (GO): cell wall mannoprotein biosynthetic process; GDP-mannose biosynthetic process
Cellular component (GO): cytoplasm
Molecular function (GO): GTP binding; mannose-1-phosphate guanylyltransferase (GTP) activity
Source: RefSeq, a predicted model, not a curated record
AUAAUAGCCCUCAUUCUCGUCGGUGGCUUCGGCACCCGUCUGCGCCCUCUCACCCUCACUCUCCCCAAACCCUUAGUCGAGUUCGGCAACAAGCGAAUGAUUCUACACCAGAUCGAGGCUUUGGCAGAGGCAGGAGUUACAGAUAUUGUCUUGGCCGUCAAUUAUCGCCCAGAGGUGAUGGAAAAGUAUUUGGCAGAGUACGAAGAAAGAUUCAACGUCAAGAUUACCUUCUCCAUCGAAUCCGAGCCCCUUGGCACUGCAGGCCCCCUAAAGCUGGCGGAAGCAAUCCUUGGAAAGGAUGAUGCGCCAUUUUUUGUUUUGAACUCUGACGUUAUCUGCGACUACCCCUUUGCGGAUCUCGCUGCCUUCCACAAAGCCCACGGCGACGAGGGUACCAUCAUCGUCACAAAGGUUGAAGAACCUUCCAAGUACGGUGUCGUCGUUCACAAGGCAAACCACGCCUCGCGGAUUGACCGCUUCGUCGAGAAGCCUGUCGAAUUCGUCGGAAACCGUAUCAAUGCUGGUAUCUACAUCCUGAACCCCAGCGUACUCAAGCGCAUCGAGCUUCGCCCUACGUCUAUCGAACAAGAGACUUUCCCAUCCAUCUGCGCCGAUGGAAAACUACACUCAUUUGACUUGGAGGGCUUCUGGAUGGAUGUCGGACAACCCAAGGAUUUCCUGUCCGGAACUUGCCUCUACCUCUCCUCCCUGACAAAGAAGGGAUCCAAGCUUCUCACACCCCCGAAUACUCCGUACGUGCACGGAGGCAAUGUCUUGAUCGACCCUUCUGCCAAGAUUGGCAAGAACUGCAGAAUCGGCCCCAACGUCACUAUCGGUCCAGAUGUCGUUGUCGGUGACGGCGUGCGCCUGCAACGCUGUGUCCUUUUGUCGGGAUCUAAAGUCAAGGAUCAUGCCUGGGUCAAGAGCACCAUCGUCGGCUGGAACUCCACCAUUGGGAGAUGGGCACGAUUGGAGAACGUCAGUGUCCUGGGUGACGAUGUUACCAUUGGCGACGAGAUCUACGUUAACGGUGGAAGCAUCCUGCCGCACAAGAGCAUUAAGGUCAACGUUGACGUGCCAUCGAUCAUCAUGUGA